AUGCAUUGGUUAUUAAUUGGAUUACAUAGUGGCAUGAAGCCGAUUCCACAAGAUUUGUUAAGUGCGGUGGUGCCAUUGUUAAAGCUUUUGUCUCUAACAAUUAUAGGAUUAAUACUUGCUCAUCAAAAAACCCAAAUCAUCCCCAAAUCCACAUUUAAGCUACUAAGCAAGCUUGUAUUUGCUCUCUUUUUACCCUGCCUUAUAUUUAAUGAUUUGGGGCGAUCAAUUACCCUACAUAACCUUGCUCUUUGGUGGUUCAUCCCUGUGAAUGUGUUAAUCAGCACUGUUUUAGGGUUCUUGUUGGGUAUCGUGGUUGUGUUGCUAUGCCGCCCGCCGCCGCAGUUUGUGAGAUUCACCAUAGUUAUGACUGCUUGUGGGAACACCGGUAAUCUCCCCAUUGCUAUCUUGGGUUCACUUUGUCAUAAUAAAGAUAAUCCAUUUGGACCACAUUGCCACCAAAGAGGUGUGGCUUAUGUCUCUUUGGCGCAAUGGGUAUCUGUCGUUCUUGUUUACACUCUCGUUUAUCAUAUGAUGGAGCCUCCAAUGGAAUACUAUGAGAUCAUUGAAGAAGAAAAUGUUGAAAAUGGCAUGGAUACUCCAUGUAGGCCUCUGGUUGUGGAAGCAGAAUGGCUUGGUGGCAUUGAGGAAACUGAAGUUUCAAGAACACCGGUUUUUGCCAAUACCUUUAAAAGCUUCUUUAGUGGUUCAAAAUCCUCUCCUAACCCUCCAGAUGAUGAAGAAAUACAAGCACAUGAAAAUGAAACCAAUACUGAAUCCAUAAGGUGCUUUGCUGAGCCAAAAGUGGUCCAAAAGAUGAGACUUGUUGCAGAAAGGACUCCUAUCAAAAAUAUUAUUCAACCUCCAACAAUAGCUUCUCUGUUAGCUAUAAUCAUAGGUUCGAUCCCUCAAGCCAAAGCUUUUGUUUUUGGACAAGAUGCGCCCCUUGGUUUCAUAACAGAUAGUUUAGCGAUCUUGGGUGGUGCCAUGGUUCCUUCAGUCAUGCUUAUUUUGGGCGGCAUGCUUGCUGAGGGACCAAACGACUCUAAACUUGGACUGAAAACAACCAUUGGUGUAACCGUGGCUAGAUUAUUAGUGCUUCCAUUAUUAGGAAUCGGAGUUGUGGCUUUGGCUGGUAAGAUGCAUCUUCGUGUUGCCACUGAUGCUAUCUAUGGAUACGUGCUCUUGUUGCAGUAUGCGACCCCAAGUGCCAUUCUUCUGGGAGCGGUGGCCAGAAUGAGAGGUUAUGCUGUUACCGAAUCCUCAGCACUUCUGUUUUGGCAACAUUUAUUCGCACUCUUUUCACUUUCUUUUUACAUAUUCAUCUACUCUAAACUGCUUCCACUUGUUUGA
This is a messenger RNA of Cynara cardunculus var. scolymus (artichoke), 1350 nucleotides long. Its product is annotated as protein PIN-LIKES 2-like. The transcript has a single exon. Gene Ontology annotation, biological process: endoplasmic reticulum to cytosol auxin transport. The coding region runs from base 1 to 1350 and encodes 449 amino acids. Gene Ontology annotation, cellular component: membrane. The record is from RefSeq and is a predicted model, not a curated record. Lineage: Eukaryota; Viridiplantae; Streptophyta; Magnoliopsida; Asterales; Asteraceae.